CAGAAUAUAAAUUGCAGCCGUUUGUGCCCAGGGUACUGGAUGCACCUGAGGUGAGGCUGGCCUGUUGGAGACGGAUCACAUCUGGAGACAGGAUGAAUUACUUCAUUUCCAUUGUGUUCAUGGUCUGCAUUUACCUGCCAGGAUCUGACAGUGCAGGUCUGGAAGGGAAAUCGGUGAUAUUUGGAAAAGAAACAAGCAACAGCUAUGUCAGACUUUUCCCAUCGCCUUUCACUGAAUUGACUGCCUUUACUGUCUGCCUCAGGGCAGCCUCUGAAUUGUCCCGCGAUUACAGUUUGUUCUCCUAUGCAACGUCAAGGCAUGACAAUGAACUGUUGAUUUGGUACAGUGCUAAUGGACACAUCGCCCUGUAUUUAUACAGCAAUAUCGCAGAGUUUUCCCUUCCAAAAAUGGAUGCCUUGCUGAGACACAUCUGUGUAACCUGGGAAUCUAAAGAGGGUUUGGUUACCAUCUGGGUAAAUGGGAAACGCUCUUUACAGAAGAUUGGUAGAAAGGGUUGGGUUGUGAAAGGUUCUGGUCAGUUUAUUCUUGGUCAGGAGCAGGACAGUGUCGGAGGAGGUUUUGACAAACGUCAGUCCUUUGUCGGGGAGAUAACUGAUGUUCACGUGUGGGAUUGUGUACUCGAAGCCAGACAGAUUGAGACAGCAAAUGAGGGGUGUUUCAGUACCGGAGGCAACAUCAUCAACUGGGGAACAACUUUCUAUAAAUCAGGAGGGAUUGUGACAAUCAAGGACAAUAAUGACUGCAUAUUUUAGAGUCUUGGCGACAAAAAGGAUACGACUGUUCACAGGAAGCACUUUCUCCCCAAGCCGGUCUUACUGAAUUUGACUUUUCAUUGUGAUCUUUUCUCUCUAAAUCAGAUGAUCAGUAGAUAUAGUGAAGUUGAUUCUGGAAUAAAGGGCUGUUCAUGUCUGGGUAAGGGACCACUCAGUGAGUCCUUCCAGUUGCUCAUCAGCCCUCACUGACUGGGGAAUGGCCUCAGACUCAGUGCUCUCUCCCCCUCUCACACACACACAUUGUUUGUUGCACCAAGCUUUGGAAAACUCGCAGAAUGUACUGCGCCUCAGGUGACUGGGAUUGAACUGUAACACUGCUGUUUUUCAGCUUAGUAAAUUAGCAUCAAAACAAAAA
Molecule: messenger RNA, 1149 nt
Organism: Mobula hypostoma (lesser devil ray)
Lineage: Eukaryota; Metazoa; Chordata; Chondrichthyes; Myliobatiformes; Myliobatidae
Product: mucosal pentraxin-like
Exons: 3
Coding region: 93-773 (226 amino acids)
Source: RefSeq, a predicted model, not a curated record